AUGUGUAUAGAUAGUGAUGCUCAGCUACUUGAAUGUUGUCAUUUGGUGCCUCCUAGCUUUGAAAGAGUGAUUGUAAUUUACUUGGAACACCCCACUAUUAUUAAUGUGGAUGAAUCUGCAAUGGCUUGGAAGGAGAGGGGUCCUAUUGCAAGAAACUUAACUGCUAAAUUUGAACAUGAAGAUGAGAGUGAUGAACAGUCUGGUUAUGAAGAGGAUGAGGAUGAUGACAUUGUUGUUGAUGUGGCUAUAAAUAUGGAGGAUGGGGGUGAUGACAUUGCUAUUGAUGAGGCUAUAAAUAUAGAGGAUGUGGGUGAUGAUAUUGCUAUUGAUAUAGAGGAGGAGGGUGAUGAAGGUACUGUUCCUGAGGGUAUAAAUGUGGAUGAGGAGGGUGAUGAAGGUACUGUUCCUGAGGGUAUAAAUGUGGAUGAGGAGGGUGAUGAAGGUACUGUUCCUGAGGGUGUAAAUGUGGAUGAGGAGGGUGAUGAAGGUACUAUUCCUGAGGGUAUAAAUGUGGAGGAUGAGACUAUAAAUAAAGAGGCUGAGAAUGACAAAAGGGCUGAAAAUGAGAAUAAAGAAAGUGAAGAACAUGGAGAAGACCCUGAAUUUUAUGACAGUGCUUAUGUGCAAAGUGAAGAUGAACAAUGCUUGCUGGAGAAGGGUGAUAAAACAUUUGACAACUAUGUUGACCACAAACCUCCAUAUAUUUAUCCAAUUGCAGAUGAAGGAGAGAAAUCAGAUGAUAUGGUUGUCAAUGAUGUUAAUAGCUUUGAUAGUAGCUCAUGUGAUGAGGAAAGCAUUGAGAAACUAUUCAGUAUUCAACAAAGGAAGAUUAAGUUCUCCAAUAAUGAUAAAGAUAAGGUUAGAAGAGUUUGUUAUGGGAUCAAGAAUGGAAAAUGUCCAUGGUUUGUUUAUGCUUCAACUGUAAAUGGAAGUAGCAUGGUUCAAAUUAAGAGUUAUGAAGAAGAGUACACUUAUGGGACUGUUGAACACAAUCUCCAUACUAACUCAUAA
Molecule: messenger RNA, 1011 nt
Organism: Prunus armeniaca (apricot)
Lineage: Eukaryota; Viridiplantae; Streptophyta; Magnoliopsida; Rosales; Rosaceae
Source: the annotation of a GenBank genome assembly